Molecule: messenger RNA, 3941 nt
Organism: Marmota monax (woodchuck)
Lineage: Eukaryota; Metazoa; Chordata; Mammalia; Rodentia; Sciuridae
Gene: Acap3
Product: ArfGAP with coiled-coil, ankyrin repeat and PH domains 3
Exons: 24
Coding region: 105-2624 (839 amino acids)
Cellular component (GO): cytoplasm
Molecular function (GO): GTPase activator activity; protein binding
Source: RefSeq, a predicted model, not a curated record
GGCCUCAUUCCGGGGCGGGCGGGCGCCGAGCGCGGGCGGGCGGCCGGGGGUGCCGCUCGGCGCGCCGCGGUCUUCGGUCCAGUGAGCGCCCUGCCACUGCAGCCAUGACGGUGGAGUUCGAGGAGUGCAUCAAGGACUCGCCGCGCUUCAGGGCCACCAUCGAUGAGGUAGAGACAGAUGUGGUCGAGAUUGAGGCCAAACUGGAUAAGCUGGUCAAGCUGUGCAGUGGCAUGAUCGAGGCCGGCAAGGCCUACGUCACCACCAACAGGCUCUUUGUGAGUGGUGUCCGUGACCUGUCCCAGCAGUGCCAAGGUGACACCGUCAUCUCGGAAUGUCUGCAGAGGUUUGGAGACAGCCUGCAGGAGAUGGUCAACUACCACACGAUCCUGUUUGACCAGGCCCAGAGGUCUGUGAGACAGCAGCUGCACAAUUUUGUCAAAGAGGAUGUACGGAAGUUCAAGGAGACGAAGAAGCAGUUUGAUAAGGUGCGGGAGGACAUGGAGCUCUCCUUGGUGCGGAAUGCUCAGGCCCCCAGGCAUCGGCCCCAUGAGGUGGAGGAGGCCACGGGUGCCCUCACCCUCACCCGGAAGUGCUUCCGCCACCUAGCCCUGGACUAUGUGCUCCAGAUUAAUGUCCUCCAGGCCAAGAAGAAGUUUGAGAUCUUGGAUUCUAUGCUGUCCUUCAUGCACGCCCAGCACAGCUUCUUCCAGCAGGGCUACAGCCUCCUGCACCAGCUGGACCCCUACAUGAAAAAGCUGGCAGCUGAGCUGGACCAGCUGGUGAUCGACUCUGCCGUGGAGAAGCGAGAGAUGGAGCGCAAGCACGCGGCUAUCCAGCAGCGGACACUACUGCAGGACUUCUCCUAUGAUGAGUCAAAAGUGGAAUUCGACGUGGAUGCGCCCAGCGGCGUGGUGAUGGAGGGCUACCUCUUCAAGAGAGCCAGCAAUGCCUUCAAGACAUGGAACCGGCGCUGGUUCUCCAUUCAGAACAGCCAACUUGUUUACCAGAAGAAACUCAAGGAUGCGCUGACUGUGGUGGUGGAUGACCUCCGCCUGUGCUCCGUGAAGCCCUGUGAGGACAUCGAGCGGAGGUUCUGCUUUGAGGUCGUGUCGCCCACCAAGAGCUGCAUGCUGCAGGCCGACUCAGAGAAGCUCAGGCAGGCCUGGGUGCAAGCUGUGCAGGCCAGCAUUGCCUCUGCCUACCGCGAGAGCCCAGACAGCUGCUACAGCGAGAGGCUGGACCGCACAGCAUCUCCGUCCACAAGCAGCAUCGAUUCUGCCACGGACUCUCGGGAACGCGGUGUCAAGGGUGAGAGUGUGCUACAGCGGGUACAGAGCGUGGCUGGCAAUGGCCAGUGUGGCGACUGUGGCCAGCCAGACCCCCGCUGGGCCAGCAUCAACCUUGGCGUGCUACUCUGCAUUGAGUGUUCAGGCAUCCACAGGAGUCUGGGUGUCCACUGCUCCAAGGUUCGGUCCCUGACACUGGAUUCCUGGGAGCCAGAGCUACUAAAGCUGAUGUGUGAGCUUGGAAAUAGCACCAUGAACCAGAUCUAUGAGGCCCAGUAUGAGGGCCUGGGCAGCAGGAAGCCCACAGCCAGCAGCCCCAGGCAGGACAAGGAGGCCUGGAUCAAGGACAAAUACGUGGAAAAGAAGUUUCUGCGGAAGCCUCCAACAGCACUGGCCCGAGAUGCCCCAAGGCACUGGCGAGCACAGAAGUGCCAGCGCCCCCACAGCUCCCCCCGUGCUCCUACCACCCGCCGCAAGGUCCGACUUGAACCUGUCCUUCCCUCAGUGGCUGCUCUGUCCUCAGCAGGCACUUUGGAGCGCAAGUUCCGCCGGGAUUCCCUCUUCUGUCCCGAUGAGCUGGAUUCCCUCUUCUCCUACUUCGAUGCAGGGGCAGCGGGGGCCGGUCCACGCAGUCUAAGCAGCGACAGUGGCCUGGGAGGCAGCUCUGAUGGCAGUUCAGACGUCCUGGCCUUUAGUGCAGGCUCAGUGGUGGACAGUGUCACUGAGGAAGAGGGUGCAGAGUCAGAGGAGUCCAGUGGUGAGGUAGAGGCCGAGGCCGAGACCGAGACGGAGGCCGAGGCCUGGGGGUUGGCAGAUGUGCGUGAGCUGCAUCCUGGACUACUGGCUCACCGCGCAGCGCGCACUCGCGACCUCCCCGCGCUGGCCGCAGCGUUGGCCCACGGGGCGGAGGUAAACUGGGCCGACGCAGAGGACGAAGGCAAAACGCCGCUGGUGCAGGCCGUGCUAGGGGGUUCCUUGAUCAUCUGUGAAUUCCUUCUGCAAAACGGAGCAGACGUUAACCAAAGAGACAGCCGGGGCCGGGCGCCCCUGCACCACGCUACGCUCCUGGGCCGCACCGGCCAGGUCUGCCUGUUCCUGAAACGUGGAGCCGACCAGCACGCCUUGGACCAGGAGCAGCAGGACCCGCUAACCAUCGCCGUGCAGGCGGCCAACGCAGACAUCGUUACGCUGCUCCGUCUGGCGCGCAUGGCCGAGGAGAUGAGAGAGGCUGAGGCCGCCCCCGGCCAGCUGGGCCCCCUGGCGGGCAGCAGCCCAACCGAGCUGCAAUACCGCAGGUGCAUCCAGGAGUUCAUCAGUCUCCACCUGGAGGAGAGCUAGGGCUGCGCAGGCCGGGCAGCCGGGGGACCCCAGCCCUGCCCGGCCCGCCCGGCCCGGACCCUGCAUGCCUCUGAAAAUCCUGGUCCCCCACCCAGCCACAGCCCUGCCUGCGCAAGGUCCAUGGGCCCAUCCCGACAGCCCCAGUGCCCUGGUGCUCCUGGAGCCCCACGCGCCUGCUCAUCCCUCCUCCCGGCUACCCGUGGUCCCCCCCUGGCCGGGAGUGAAGGACCCCAGCACUGAGUCUUGAAACCCCACGUUUUGGGGGGUGCUGCAUCUUCUGGUGCCCCUCACCCCACUUGGGGAAUCUCUGUCUUCAGGUGACCCCUUCUUCAGGGGCCUGGAUUGCUAACGUCACAAAUCACUCGAGGCCUGUGUUACCUUGUCCCUCUCUGCCCUCAGGGUCAGUGUCAUCUCUUGCCCCCACUUUUACUGCCGCGGAACACUGACCUGCUAGCUGGGUCCUUCUUACUCACCCCCCAGAGCCCCUCCUCUAGCCUGGGGCUGGUGGCUGGCCACCAGCACCUUCCCAGAGCAGGAGUGGCAGCCCAUCCAGGGAACCAACCCAAGUACCUCACUUAGUGACCCCAGUAUCAAGGCUGGGCUUUUGCAGGUGCUGGGUGGGUGGGCUCUGGCCUGGGCUCUCUGCCUGGGACGGACGCAGGCGUCCCAAGGCCAUGUGGCUGGCCACGACGGCCCCUGGUGCUGGUUGGCCCCAGACCCUCCCUGCCUCCUCCAGGGAGGAACUUGCCCAGAGCCAGGCGUACACCAAACCCACUGGCCCUUCCCACCACACCCACUGUUCUUUGUUACCCACUGAGUGGAUUUUCUACAACGGCCUUGUUCCGACUUUGUCUGCGUUUUUUCCUCUGGACUCUCAAGGACCACCCUGAUCCCAGCUCUGCCUGCUGCUGGGGGGAUGCCCCCAUAGCUCUGCCCUGCCCCUUCACUGGCCUCGCCCCUUGGACUGAGCCCUCUGAUGGGCCCAGGGGUCUUUUGCUAAUUUGGGGACCCACCAAUGCCUUCAAAUUCUCCUUUGUAAAAGAGCCUCAGGACAGGCUGAGCCCCUCCACAACUGUGGGUUCUUGCUGGUCACUAUGCAAAUGCUGCCCAGGGAGGCUCCACCGGCAGUAAGGUGGGCACUGGACUGGGGCCCCGAUUCCCCUGCCUGCUGGCUGUGACCCUAAAGAGCAGAAUUAGCUCUCUCUUCCCUGCUUGAGCUUGCCCACCGCCCACCCUGCCACCUGCCAUCCUUAGGCUGGCAGGAUCCCACCCCUCCUGUUCCAAUCACUCACGGUUAAUAAACCUCUGCCGCUUGCG